AAACAUAAUCUCAACUUGUGACUGAAAAUUAAUUGAGCUGGUGACAAAGAAGUUGUGGUAUGUAAGGAGUUCCUAUAAUCGAAUAAGAAUUUAAGUAAUUUUAAUUUAUAUUCUUUUUUAUUAUUGUUAUUCAUUGAAAGUAAACUUUUUCACUAUUUUAACGUACCCUUCAGCCUGACCGUUACUAGCGGGGUGAUACGACGGUGACGUUUUGGUGUAAAAUGUCUAUCCAGGAGGUUUAAGAUAUCCUCAAAUGUCACCUCUUGGACUUCCUUAGGCAGUGCAAGAUCUGACGCUAGUUGGUAUGUACCGUCAGAGAGUUCGCUCAGGAGUAUCGCUCUUCUUUUUUCCCAAGUUGCAGAAGUAAUAUUAUUUAUAAUGAACUACUGCGUAAGCCCGCCUUUGUACGUAUUCCAUGACUGCACAUUAUGGUCAAAAAUUGAUAAAAUUCCGAACUGCGUUGUGGCCAUUUUAUAAAAAAUAGAAGUUGUAGCAAAAUGAUAUAUGACAUUUCUUUUUUUUAUUUGAAGCAGCUAUACCAGGCAAAGGACGUCCCAAAUAAUAGCCACUUGCAAAAUUAAUUUUAUUAUAUUGAAAAUAAAACGAAGUGAAUACAUUUUUAAAUAAAACUAAUUUUACGGAUUUUAUCGCGUAUAUUAACUUAUUUUUAUAUUCCCGACGUUUCGGGUGCUUUCCAGCACCCGGUCACGGGUUUAUUUAAAAAUGUGUAGUGUUCGCGUAAAUAUAAGAAAUCAUAAAGUAAAUACAAAUGAAACAAUGGUAAAAUUUAAUAUUUUUUUUAUUAGUUAUUAAUUUUUACUUUACAAUAAUUUUGUUUACAAAUUUAAUAAUUAAGUUAUUAAUAUAUACAUUAUUAAAAAACUUAAACUAGUAACUUAAUUAUCAUACAUCCUCAUUUUAACUUUACAAUAAUUUUGAUUAGAAAUUGAAUAAUUAAUUUAUUAAAAUAUAUAAUAUUAAAAAAAAAAACUAUAAUUAAAGAAAACCAAAACUAAUAACUUAAUUAUCAUAGUCCUCAUUUUAACUUUACAAUAAUUUUGUUUACAAAUUUAGAAUCGGACCUGUUUUUCUGAUGCCAUUAUAGCUUAUUAAAACUAUAAUUAAAAAAAGAAAACUAAAACUAGUAGCUUAAUUAUCAUACAAUCCUACACCCCGCGGUAUCACACCAAGAACGCUGGCUGCGUUUCCCUGCUGAAUGGCUAUAUGUACUUAGCUUUGGAGCGAGAAAAGAACUAACCAUCUAUUUAGAAUUAAUGGAUAAGUAUCAAUAUAAGAUUCACCAGUUUCACCACUUUCGUUACUCACUUCCCUUUCAUGUCCUUUAAACAGGCUCUUUAUUUUUAAUAUCUGUGCACUAACAUCAUCUCUAUAAUUACAAGAUGAGUGGUGAAAUUUAAUGAAACCCGUAAUUAAUAAAGAUUUAAGAGCAUUUAUGAAAUUGUGGCAAGAUGGAUUAUUGUCCCUAAAAUUGUAUGAUCUUAUUUGACCGAAAAAAAAUUAGAUUGCAUCGGAAUGUAUACAGCAGGGUCUCAUAACCUUUACAUUUUUCUUGGACAAAAACUGCCACAAAUUCAUAAAUCUUUUUAUGGUACUUAUCCAAUUCUUUAUACUGGGCACUGUACAUACACGACCAUUUUUUAUUAAUAAAUAUUAAAUUUUCUAGUUUUAACAAAGCUUGCUGCCUGAAUGCAUGGUGUUUACAUUUUUCUAUAACAGCAAUUGUUAAUUCUUUCUCUCUUCUUUUUUAUUUAUCACCGCACUUCCAUUCACACUGUCAAAAGUGUCAUCCAUAAAAGAUACUGUUUCUGCAAUAUUUUUCAGUAUUUUGCUCACUGGCCGCCCAUCCGAAUAAUGAGCUGUAAUAAAUAUUUGAAAUAUUAUAAAAUUUGAAAUAUAACUAAGUACUCUGUACAACAUAUUUAAAUUACAGAAGAAGUUUGUGUUUUUUAUAGAAUUAAACAUGACAGGGAAGCACCCAUUUCUCUUGAUAGUAAGUGAACGCUGUGCCUUGUUACAAGGGUCUUUGUUUCUCUCAUAUAAAAUACUAGUUUUAUGGUGCUAUAAAUCUAAUAAAAUAAUUAAUAUAAUAACUUACAAAAUGCAGAGGUAUAAAUUAAGGCUCCUGCCACGGUUUUACGAAAUAUACGAACAUAAUUCUUAACCUGCAAAUAAUCCAAAAGAAUUUGAUUACGAAUAAGUUUAUUAAGUACAUGUACAAAAAUUAUAUUACAUGUACCUUAUUUUUUAUUAUCAGGAAUAACAUAUUCGUCAUUAAAUUUGUGUAAUAACCGUGUUUCUGCAUGUUCACAGUCUGUCUUAUACGCAUCUACAAUAUAUGACCAUGUAGAAAUAUUUUCUUGGUAUUGUAUAUUUUUUUGUUAAAAAUUGUGGGUUGGCUAUAGAUAUCCGGUACUUGAUUUUAGUUAUGUUUUCAACUUAGGAGGCUUGUCAGGGUUAAGCAUGAACAUUUUAAACUGUUUUUGAAUGUCGGAAAUGCGUUUUUAAUUAAUUAUGACAAAAAUAAAUUUCAAUAAAAAUUCCGUAUAACGAAACGCAAAUAUGACAAUUUUGUAUAGUGUUAUGAGAUUAGAUGUCAAAAACAGAUGCAAAAAGUGUGAAUCGGAACGGUUGUUGACGGCCAUGUUGUCGGCAACCGUAAAUGUCAAAUAUAAUAUAUUAUCUAUGAUGUCAAAUAUAAAUUGUCAUUCCGUUUCUCUAGUAGUCACGCGAAUGUUCUUUUUUGUGCUUAGUGCUGUGUUUUCCCUGUUUUUUCGACGACUUCUGCUCUGUUUUUGGACUUCUUUGAUUGCCCUUACGUUUGACCUUGGCUUUGUUUCUGGUUUUGAUUGGAUUGCAUUACUUUGGACUUUGGCUUGCUUACCGGACCUGAGAAUGAGCGAUUACGAACCCGUAGCGGGGCCUUCUUCGGCAUCUGACGCUUUACUCGAGGAACCAUCACACAUCGACGAAGACUUCUCUGACGACGGCGACUAUGUGAAGCGUCGACUAUACGUGUCUGAGAUUAUGUUCAUGUGGAAUCUGUCGGAUAUUGUGCGUGAACUUGGAACGAACGAGCAAUGUGUUCGAUAUAGUGAGGAUGAAGGGCUGGUCCUAAAGGAACGAAAGUGCGGCAAACAUAAAACUAAUAUGAAAAUUUCAUACUCAAGUGGCUGCAAAUCGCUUGGUACUUUCAUAUGUGCUAAAGCAUCCUGUAAGGGGAAAGCUGGAGGCAGUGGAGUUAAAAUCUCACGACGACAAAGGGACUUUUUUUGAAAAUGUAACUCUUGAUAUGCCCCACAUAUAUUACCUCAUAUAUGCAUAUUCACAAGGAUGGUCUUAUAAUCAAACAAUCCAUGAAGACCCAUAUAAACGACAGAGACAACAAUGUUUAAGCCCAUAUACAAUAUGUGAUUGGUACAAUUACUGCAGAGAGGUAGUUGUUAUUUACUACCUCGAGAAACAGAAUCAGUUUACUGGAAAGAUUGGUGGCCCUGGUAAAAUUGUACAAAUUGAUGAGAGCAAAUUUGGAAAACGAAAAUACAAUAAAGGACGUCACAUCGAAGGCCACUGGGUGCUCGGUAUGAUAGAAGAUGGGUCUGAGGAUCUCAGACUAGAGGUGUGCCCGGACAAUAUUAGGUCUGCUGAGGUACUGGUGCCGCUUAUACAGAGACAUGUGGCGGCGGGUACCACAAUUUAUACUGAUUGUUGGCGGGCAUAUGAUUGUUUGGCAGAACACGGGUACACACAUAAAAAAGUUAGCCACUCAGACCCAGACAAUCCAUUUGUGUCUGAAGAUGGGACUCAUACACAACGAAUUGAGUCGCAGUGGAGAGCAGUGAAGAGGUUUUUUAGAAAACAAAAUUAUAAUAAUUCUCAAAGUUUUACAGACGUGAUAGUAGAGUAUUUGUGGAGACGAAAUGUAGAAAAGUUUAAAAAGGAUCCAUUCAAAGAAAUUAUGCGAGCAAUAAAGCAUGUGUAU
Parnassius mnemosyne (clouded apollo) is the source of this 4000-nucleotide messenger RNA. Lineage: Eukaryota; Metazoa; Arthropoda; Insecta; Lepidoptera; Papilionidae. The record is from the annotation of a GenBank genome assembly.